Cylicocyclus nassatus is the source of this 536-nucleotide messenger RNA. NCBI's taxonomy places the organism in Eukaryota, Metazoa, Nematoda, Chromadorea, Rhabditida, Strongylidae. The record is from the annotation of a GenBank genome assembly.
UUUCAGGCAAUUGAAUCGUCCUUAUGUAUUCAAUUUCGAGAAGGCUUCCGCAUCUAACUUCGCUUUCAUCAAUUACUCAGAUUGCUUCUUCGUCCACUGGUACCAAGUUCAAUGGCGUCAUCCCUACCGAAUCAAUAGAGAAACGAUACUCAUUAAGUAGUGGGCCUGGAGGACAGAAUGUGCAGAAAAAUGCCACAAAGGUGGAGAUCAGGUUCAAAUUGGCAGAUGCCGAGUGGCUAUCGGACGAGCUGAAGGAUGGUCUCGCCAAACGUCUUGCGAAUAGAAUAAAUGCUGGGGGAGAGCUCAUCAUUGAGAGUGAUCGGACUCGGGAAAGGCAUCUCAACCUUGCUGAUUGCUUUGAUAAGUUGCGAUCCACAAUUUAUGAUGUUGAAAGAAAUAUGCACGCACGUGAAGAAACCGAAGAGGAUGCAGCAAUCAUCCGAAAGAGAGCAGACGUUGCCGCGCAGCGAAGGUUAGCCGAAAAAAGACGAGAAUCACAGAAGAAGCACAUGAGACACGUGGAAGUUGUAUUAUGA